Molecule: messenger RNA, 2552 nt
Organism: Sturnus vulgaris (Common starling)
Lineage: Eukaryota; Metazoa; Chordata; Aves; Passeriformes; Sturnidae
Gene: DEPDC4
Product: DEP domain containing 4
Biological process (GO): intracellular signal transduction
Source: RefSeq, a predicted model, not a curated record
AUGGCGGGGUAUUUGACUCCGCGCUUCAGGAGGAUCCGCAGCCAGAGCGAGUUGCAGCCGCGGCGGGGGAGCGGGCGGCGCCGAGACUGUGAUGGUCCUUUUCAAGCAACUCAGCUGUGGAAUAGUAUUAUACAUGCCCUUCACAAUCAAGUGGAAAUCAAAAGACGUAGACAACACCUGAAAACAUACAGAAACUGUUUCACAGGCUCCAAUGCUGUUGAUGUGGUGCUGAGCCAUCUUAUGCAAAGCAUGUACCUAAGCUGCAAUGAUAUUUCUCGGCUGAAGGGGGUCCGUGUAUGCCAAGCCUUGAUGGAUCACAAAGUGUUUGAGCCAGUUGGAGCCAAGCUUUACUUAUUCAAGAGUGGGAAAGAAACAGAGUUUGAAGACACAAACACUAGUCUCUAUAGAUUUGUAAAUAGCAGUCUUGAACCUCUUCUUCCAAGAAAGAAUAAGGACAAUGGAAGCAUAUCUCCUGAGCAAAUCUGCAAACAGAAAACGAAAAGAUGUUCCAAAACAAAGUGUGACACAACCCUUUCAAACCCCUUAGCAUUGGAAGCAGCUGAUAAAAAAAAGGUUGAGGAGCUUCUUCGAUCACUAUACGUUCAUACAUCUUUACCUCCAAAGAUCAUGGUUAAUGAACCAACUUGCCUGCUCUCAAAACGAGUAAUAGAAGAUGUCUGGAAACAGCAAACUCUGCUACGACUGCUGCAGUUAAUUGAUGUUCCCUUUCUGGAAGAUAUCUUGGUGUCUUCAGUGAAGACAAAACCAAACAGUUUUGGCAAAGAAGAAGACAUGAUUAUCUCAAAUACUUUCCUGGACAGAGAGGUUAUGUGUAGCUUAAACUUGCCCGAGCCUGACAGAUGGCUCUAUGCUGCAAUUGAAUGCUUGGAGUAUUUUCCUGACCAAUUCCUAGUGAUGGUUAGUCAGCAGCUACCUCAAAGCACUAACAACCCCAGCAGUCUGAAUACAUACAAGAAGAUUCUUUUUGAUGUUAUAAUGAAGUAUUACAGUCAAAAGAAGGACUCUCUUCUAGCCACUCAGGAUUUUGAUAUUCAUUCAGGAAUUAUAGAACUUAUAGAAAAAGGAAAAACAGAUCAAGCUCUAGAGGCAUUACAACUUUAUUUAAAACUAUUAGCACCGAAUAUUAGUGAAGAACUUCACAGGCUCCUUACAUUCCUAGCCAUUGCAUCAGAAUCUGAGGGCUACAGAUUGCAAAAACAAUUUGAGAACCGAUUUGUGAUCAUCAAGACUUGUACAAAGUUCGUCUUACAAAAUAGGACACUGUCAAAGCCACAGGCAGAACUGCUGGCUCAGUUUCUGAUGGACAAUCACUCCGAGCUCUUCAAGGCUCCUUUAACUCUCCUGGAACUAACGAGUAGGAGGCUUCAGAGUUUGCUAGAAGGGCAAGAUCCAGAUAUCAAUUCAGGCUUCACCUUCUGUCAGUGCAUUACAACUAAAGAAUAUGAAGAUCAAAAGCAACAAACCAAUCAGUAUCUUCUAGCACUGAUUCGAGAGAUGGACAAUGACCCUACUGUUCCUCUGAAGCAAAAGAAGAAAUUAAUCAAAGAAUUCCGAAAAUACCAUUCUUUUGUCUACUGUAGUGGUUGUAAAACUACAUGUGAGCUUUGUACUCCAAAUGGUUAGACUUCAAUAGUCUUUUAUUAGUCUUUUCUUAAAAGAGAGGAGGAGACACAUAAAAAUUACUCAAAAAAUGUUUUUUUUUAUAUCUUUACAUGUUCAGUUUCAGGAAGCUACAACUAUCAAAAUUACUAUGCUGCAUUAAAUCUAAUUAAUCUUUUAAGCAAAAUAUACUUAAUUACUUGUAAGUAAUAACAGCACACUGCUUGGGCUGCCCUGAGUUCAGAGUUUGCCACUUUUUUCCAUCUGUCCCACAAUCCCAUGGUUUUCUAUCUGAGCCACGUCUAUGUUCUAAGCGAUGCUUGGGUUGAUAAUCAGUAGGGGUUUUUAAUCUUUUCUAUCUUUAAUUAAGACAAGAUGAAGUUAUUAUUAAACUGUAGGUUAUGACUCCUGUGGGUAUUGUAGAAGUGUACAAAGUGUGUAAAAAUGUUGGAAGCAGGUCAGUGGGUUUUGAAUCUGCAGCAGUAACAAUUUAUUAGGCAGGGGAGCUGUGCAUGCUUGCAGUCAGUAAUUAUAACCUCUUGUUACUGCCUCCCUACUGUGGCAGGCUGAGCUGCUGCUAAUUCAAGUAAAAAGUUAGAUUUUGAAGAAACCUGAGAAAUACUUACCUUGAUUUAGAUCUUAGUAUACUUAAGUAAUUUAUUUUAACAUGAUGAUAUUUGGAUAGUGUCCAGUUAUUUAUUAUAAAUACUUCGGUAAUGUUUAUAAAUUCAUAGGGCAAAGCUAGAAGGUAUAUUGGCCUGUCUGGAGACAUUGAUGGUUAGUGCUACAACAACAAAGAAGUCUUGGUUCAAAUCAUUAAAUCAUGGAAUUACAGAAUGGUUUGGGUUGGGAUGAAUCUUAAAGAUUAUCUAUUACCAAACCGCCAGCAAUGGGCAGGGACACCUUUCACUAGACCAGGUUGCUCACAGCCC